AUGGCUACCCAGGACGCCACGCAGCUCUGGGAAGCCGUGCGUGAUUUAUCGGAUAUCGAUCUGGACAACAUCCAGACAACGAUCACCAAAUUCUAUAGCAACUUUCAUCUUUAUUCAAAAGCUUCUUUUAGUGGUCAAAAUAACGCGAUCCCGCUACAAUUUGGCGAUAAAGUACAAUAUGUGCGAGUGGACGAUUUUGUGCACGUUUUCCUAGAUUUUCUACACCAAAAAGUGCAACUACAUACCGAUAACCGGUAUACCAGUACAAAACCGAUGUUUCCCGCUCCAAAAACCCUGAAACUAAAAAACAUGGCUACAUUGAAGAGCCAUUUGAACAUGGCUACAUUUGACCCCAACGAUGCAGUUGACGACGAAUUCCUGCAGUUGACCUCUGUCCAUGCAGCAAACACGACACCAAAACGUCGAAUCACUACAACUUUAUUGACAUCCAAGAAGAAGACAGUCCUGACGCGUCCAUUGCCUCUAGAUAUUGCAUUUCCACCAUUACAACCAUCGGAAAGCAUUACAAAGUCAUCAUUGUCAACCAAGAGGUCUUUAUUAGAGAAAAGGAUGGCUACUUCAAGCUCCAUCGUGCCACCAUUACCUUGGGGACCAACACAAAUUGUCAACAAGCCAAUGCUAUGGUCAAAAAAAGAGUAA
Peronospora farinosa is the source of this 660-nucleotide messenger RNA. The record is from the annotation of a GenBank genome assembly. NCBI's taxonomy places the organism in Eukaryota, Oomycota, Peronosporomycetes, Peronosporales, Peronosporaceae.